CAUUUUUUUACAUCGGGAGGCGUACUGUUUGGCGUAGUGUUUUAUCGGAUUGUUUUACGGAAAUACUGACUUGGUUCUAGAACGAGCCGAAAAUGCCGGGUUUUAGUAGCGUUGGCACAUUCAAAAUUUUCAUCGGUAAUUUAGCUGACAAGACGUCGAAUGCCGAUAUUAAACCGUUAUUUGAGAAAUACGGAAAGGUUGUAGAAUGCGACGUGGUCAAAAAUUAUGGAUUUGUGCAUAUGGAGAAUGAAGAAGCAGGGAGAAACGCGAUACAAAAUUUGAAUGGACAUAUAGUUCAUGGACAGCCGAUUAAAUGCGAAGCUGCAAAGAGUCGUAAGGGACCUAACACACCUACGACGAAAAUAUUCGUUGGCAAUCUCACAGAUAAUACGAAAGCGCCUCAAGUGCGCGAACUGUUCGCCAAGUAUGGCACCGUUGUAGAAUGCGAUAUCGUGAGAAAUUACGGAUUCGUCCAUCUAGAAGCAACAGGUGAUGUGAAUGAUGCCAUCAAGGAGCUGAAUGGACAAAUGGUGGAUGGUCAGCCGAUGAAGGUUCAAAUUUCUACGAGCAGAGUGCGACAAAGGCCGGGAAUGGGAGAUCCUGAACAGUGCUAUCGUUGCGGUCGCGGCGGCCAUUGGUCCAAGGAAUGCCCGAAAGGAGGAAUGGGAGGAGGACCAGAUAGGAACGGAUACAGAGACCGAAUGUUUGGACGCGACCCGUAUCCUCCACCGCCGCCACCACCGUUCCUUCGGGACCGGCUAAUGGGUGGUGGCCGCUUUGGAGAUUACGAAAGCUACUAUGACAGGAGAGGCUUCGAGGACACCAGGGACCUCUACGAGAGGCGGUUUACGGGUAUGACAGGGCCCUGUGACAUGGGAAGUUCCAUGUGCGGGCUUGACUUUCCACCAAUGACAAUGCCACCUCUACCCCCAAGACGAGACCCAAUGCCUCCUAUGCCUCCUCUAGGUAUGGGAUCCAUGCGCGACACUGGCUUCUCCCGUGGUAACGAGUAUGGCAUGUUCAGCCGCCGAUCACCCCCUCCGAGUGGCAACAACGGCCGGUUCAGCGCUCCCUAUUACGUACAUCACUCAACCGGGAGUGGCGCGGAGGCCUGGGAUGAAGAAACGUUCCUAAGGAAUGCGAACUAGAUUUCUUGAUCGCACUACCGCGAGCCAGGAUGCGAUCCCACAAUUCUAACGAACUCUCGUACGCUGUAGAUAGAAAAGAAAGAAAGAAAAAAAGGGCUGGCGCGAUUUUCAGGAACGGCGCCUAUCGAUUGUCUUUAAAACGUCUCGUAAGUAGAAACCAGCUCUCCAGACGAAUUGGACAGUAAGUUUUGUGUAUAUCGGCGUGUUUCUAAUAGUUGUUACGGUCAGUUUCAUAGCUACGUUUCUUGAAAAGUCUAUUUUAUCGAUCGAUUUCAUUAUUGUUCUCUAUGUAUCGAUUCAGGCUGAUUUCGCGUCGAUUUCUCAAUUGUGAUUUCUCGAUAGUGACGAACCACCAGUUCGCGAAUACUACUACACAUUAGAGAAAUAAUCUCAAGCUGUGUACGCGUUGAGAGAAGGACAAGCAAGUUAUUGAAGUAGUUACUUUGUUUUAAAGUAUCAUUGGUAAAUAGUGUACAAGUAUUCUUCCAAUUUUCACGGACUAUCUGUUUAUUUUCCUUUUAUUAUUACGACAAAAAACUCGUUCACCUAAGUUGUUAUCGGCUCUACGACCACGACAUGUACGAUCAUUUUCUUUGCUUUCACUUUUUCCCCUUUCUUUUCUGUCGUGU
Messenger RNA from Habropoda laboriosa, 1777 nucleotides. RefSeq names its product RNA-binding protein lark (gene lark). Gene Ontology annotation, molecular function: mRNA binding; zinc ion binding. The coding region runs from base 93 to 1148 and encodes 351 amino acids. The record is from RefSeq and is a predicted model, not a curated record. Gene Ontology annotation, cellular component: cytosol. Lineage: Eukaryota; Metazoa; Arthropoda; Insecta; Hymenoptera; Apidae. The transcript is spliced from 5 exons.